This is a messenger RNA of Cavenderia fasciculata, 1884 nucleotides long. Its product is annotated as pirin family protein. The record is from RefSeq and is a predicted model, not a curated record. The transcript has 6 exons. Gene Ontology annotation, molecular function: transferase activity. Lineage: Eukaryota; Evosea; Eumycetozoa; Acytosteliales; Cavenderiaceae. The coding region runs from base 1 to 1884 and encodes 627 amino acids.
AUGUCAUCAAGAAUAGUAUCAAAAAUAGCAAAGGGAAGAGACACUAGUGAUGGUGCAGGAGUAAAGUUAAAGAGAGUGAUUGGUGGUCCAAUCCUAGACCUUGACCCAUUCCUCUUACUCGAUGAAUUCAAGAGUGAUAAGGCUGAUGAUUAUAUCGAAGGUUUUCCAAGUCAUCCACAUCGUGGUUUUGAAACAGUAACAUAUAUGUUGGCAGGAGUAAUGGAACAUCAAGACCAUAAAGGUAAUAAAGGAUUAUUGACACCUGGGUCAAUUCAAUGGAUGACUGCAGGAAGAGGUAUCAUUCACUCAGAGAUGCCUAAACAAGAGAAUGGGUUAAUGCAUGGUUUCCAAUUAUGGGUUAAUCUACCAUCAAAACUAAAGAUGAUGGAGCCACGUUACCAAGAUAUUCCUCCAAGUGAUGUACCAGUUUUAAAAGAACAAGGUGUAACUGUCAAAGUACUCGCAGGUAAAUAUCAUGGUCAAGAAGGUCCAGUCAGUGGUAUUAUUACCAAUCCACUCUAUCUCGAUGUCGAGUUGGCUGCCGGUGCCACUUUUAGUGAAGAGAUUCCAGUUGGACACAGUUCAUUUGCCUAUGUAUUCCAAGGCGAUGCAUCAUUUGGUCCAAAGGAUAACCAAAAACAAGUCAACACAUCUCAUGCUGCCGUACUCGACGGUAACGCUGGUCAAACUCAUAUCGAUGUAACAGCAGGUGACAAAGGUGCCAGAUUCAUUCUAAUAGCAGCUGCUCCAAUCAAUGAAAAAGUUUGUAGAUAUGGACCAUUUGUUAUGACUACAAAUGAAGAAAUUAAUCAAGCUUUUGAUGAUUAUCAUUCUGGUCUUGCAUUAUUAUUCCCUGGACAAGGAAGUCAAGUUGUUGGAAUGACAAAGGAUCUAGUUCAAGACUAUCCUUAUCUCAUGCCUUUGUUUAAAGAGGCUGAUAGAUUAUUAUCAUUUAAUCUAUCAAAUGUAAUGUGGAAUUCAGAGAUGCAAGAAUUAAAACAAACUGAAGUAACACAACCAGCAGUAUUAUUACAUAGUAAUGCUAUACUACAAGUACUUGAAAAGGAAAUACCAAAUUUUGUCACUCCUCCUCCUCCUUCUUCUUCAUCCUCUACUUCCUCUACUUUGUUUAAAGUUGAUUUUAUGUUGGGACAUUCAUUAGGAGAAUAUACAGCAUUGAUGGCAUCAAAAUCAUUAGAGUUUAAUGAUGCAAUUCAAUUGGUUCGUAAUAGAGGAUCGAUGAUGAAACAAAGUAAAGAUGGAAAGAUGGCAGCUCUAUUGUCAAAGGCUAAUAUGUUGACCAAUGGUAGUUACCAAUCGAUCAAAAGUACUGCGCAAGAGAUGUUUGAUCAAUCCUCUGGACAAGACAUUGUAUCGGUAUCAAAUAUAAAUUCACCAUCACAGUUGGUGAUCAGUGGAAAUGAAUCGGGUGUCACCAAAUUAAUUGAUGUUGGUAAAAAGAACAAAUGGUUCAACAAGGCAAUUAGAUUAGAAGUAUCUGCCGCCUUUCAUUCACCUCUAAUGAAAGAUUGUUCUCAAGAAUAUAAUUCAAAUUAUCUAAACAAAAUUCAUUUUAAUCAACCUAUUAUACCUGUCAUUUCAAAUGUUACUGCUAAACCUUACAAAGGACAAGAUAGUAUUAAACCAAUAUUAUCAAAACAAAUGGUUAGUACAGUAGAUUGGGUAUCAAGUAUACAAUAUUGUAUUGACAAAUGGGAGAAUGAAAAGGAGAAAGGUUAUUUUAUUGAAAUUGGUCCAAACAAAGUACUCUCUCAAUUAUUAAAUCAAUCACAUCCAAAUUUUCAAACAAUAUCAAUAGGUACAUCUGAAGAAUUAAAAGAAUUUAUUAAAAAAUAUAAAGAUAAUACUUUAUUCAAUGAAUAA